CCGGAAGCGGCCGGGAACCGCGUGGCUCGUCUGCCAGAUGUAAACAAAGGCCCGAUCUGUCAGAGUAAACAUGUUUAAACGUCGUGCGAUGUAAAAUAAUCUAAGAUUGAUGAGCUUUUAUGUUCCACGAACCCCACUUACGGCUGUCAGUCGCUGUCAUGCCGGGAACAUUCUGUGGUUUUUCUGAAACUACAAUAUGCUAGCCGGCGGAUGCUCGUCGUUUCCAGCGCGGGCUGCAGUUUUUACCUCUGUCGGUUCGCUCCAGCACCGCGCUCACCAGAAACAAACUURUUGCACACCGUAAUGCCCCCAGUAAGUAAACAUAAAGGGAACGGAAGGAAAAUAUUCGUUCCUCUGCGGUUUUCACGCUCCUACAACCUUCAAGACAAUGAAGUUUUUGAACCUUUUUGGACGCCUUAAAUCUGUCGUUAUCGGCAUGAUUCACGUCAAAGCUUUACCAGGUACUCCUCUGGGUUGUUUGAAAAUCUCUCAAAUCACUGAUGAAGCGUGUCGGGAAGCAGAGAUCYACCUUGAUGCUGGGAUCGAUGGUUUGAUUGUUGAAAACAUGCACGAUGUCCCUUAUUCGUUUUCCGUGGGYCCUGAGGUGUGCGCCUGUAUGACAGCGGUCUGCUCGGCUGUGAGAAGAGUCUGCCCAACCCUGCCGCUCGGAGUGCAGAUACUGUCUUCUGCUAACCAGCAGGCUCUGGCUGUAGCUCUGGCUUCAGGUCUGGACUUCAUCAGAGCAGAGGGUUUCGUCUUUUCUCACGUGGCAGACGAGGGGCUCCUGAACGCCUGCGCUGGUGAUUUGCUGAGGUAUCGCAGGCAGGUUGGAGCWGAUAAUGUGCAGAUCUUUACUGACAUCAAAAAGAAGCACAGCUCCCAUGCCCUGACAUCUGACGUGACCAUCAGAGAGACGGCUCGAGCUGCCGAGUUCUUCCUCUCAGAUGGACUCAUCCUCACAGGAGCAGCAACAGGAGAGCAGGCAGACCCCAGAGAGCUCAGAGCACGCAGGCAAAGAACAACCCACUGCAGUCAUAAUCCUCGUAAAUAUUAUUCAACUAAAUACUUUCAGUUUUUCAUUUUAGUUUUUUUUUUUUUUUUGGAACGUUGCCAUAAAAU
Austrofundulus limnaeus is the source of this 1119-nucleotide messenger RNA. RefSeq lists its product as uncharacterized. Lineage: Eukaryota; Metazoa; Chordata; Actinopteri; Cyprinodontiformes; Rivulidae. The record is from RefSeq and is a predicted model, not a curated record.